Messenger RNA from Epinephelus moara (kelp grouper), 1045 nucleotides. The record is from the annotation of a RefSeq genome assembly. Lineage: Eukaryota; Metazoa; Chordata; Actinopteri; Perciformes; Serranidae.
AUGAAUCCAUAUAUCUUAGCUACUUUACUAUUUAGCCUUGGACUAGGAACCACCAUUACACUCACAAGCUCUCACUGACUAUUUGCCUGAAUAGGCUUAGAAAUUAAUACUCUAGCCAUCCUCCCCCUCAUAGCCCAACAACACCACCCCCGAGCAGUUGAGGCCACCAUAAAAUAUUUCCUCACCCAAGCAACAGGAGCGGCUACCCUCUUAUUUGCCAGCACGACCAAUGCAUGACUAACAGGCCAAUGGGACAUCCUACAAAUAUCCCACCCCCUCGCAAUUACUAUGGUGAUUCUUGCCCUCUCCCUGAAAGUUGGCCUUGCCCCCUUGCACACAUGACUGCCCGAAGUACUUCAAGGGUUAGACUUAACCACAGGCCUCAUUUUAUCAACCUGGCAAAAACUAGCACCCUUCGCCCUAUUUCUUCAAAUUCAACCCGCCAACCCCCAAAUCUUAAUUAUACUGGGCAUUACCUCUACCCUUGUCGGUGGCUGAGGGGGGCUAAAUCAAACACAACUCCGAAAAAUCCUAGCAUACUCCUCCACAGCCCACUUAGGCUGAAUAAUUUUAAUCCUCCAGUUCUCACCCUCCUUAGCCCUCCUAACCUUAAUUACAUACUUGAUCAUAACAUCCUCAACAUUCCUUGUGUUCAAACUAAACAAAUCAACAAGCAUCAACAUACUCGCCACCUCUUGAACAAAAGCCCCUGCACUAACAACCCUCACCCCCUUAAUUUUACUAUCACUAGGGGGCCUUCCACCACUAACAGGCUUUAUACCAAAAUGACUUAUUCUUCAAGAACUUACCAAACAGGAACUAGCACCCAUCGCCACACUAACCGCACUAACCGCCCUACUCAGCCUAUAUUUCUACUUACGAUUAACAUACGCUAUAACACUCACCAUAUCCCCUAAUAACGUAACAGGUACAACCCCCUGACGCCUCCCAUCCCUACAACUAACACUCCCCCUUGCUACCUUAACCACAGCAACAAUCUGCCUACUCCCACUUACCCCUACUAUAGCGGCACUAUUCAACCUAU